Salvelinus namaycush (lake trout) is the source of this 1622-nucleotide messenger RNA. RefSeq names its product sodium- and chloride-dependent glycine transporter 1-like. Gene Ontology annotation, cellular component: membrane. Gene Ontology annotation, biological process: synaptic transmission, glycinergic; sodium ion transmembrane transport; glycine import across plasma membrane. The record is from RefSeq and is a predicted model, not a curated record. Bases 15 to 1622 code for a protein of 535 amino acids. Lineage: Eukaryota; Metazoa; Chordata; Actinopteri; Salmoniformes; Salmonidae. Gene Ontology annotation, molecular function: glycine:sodium symporter activity. The transcript is spliced from 10 exons.
GUGUGGGCUACGGGAUGAUGGUGGUGUCCACCUACAUCGGUAUCUACUACAACGUGGUGAUCUGCAUCGCCUUCUACUAUUUCUUCUCCUCCAUGACCAACCUGCUGCCGUGGACCUACUGCAACAACCCCUGGAACACGCCCACCUGCAACGGUGUGGUGACGCCCACGGGCAUCAACAACACCCUGGCCAAUGUCACCCACAGCCUGGUCACCAAGGCCGCUGAGGUCGCCGUGGAGGUGGUCAAUAAGACCAAGAGGACCAGCCCCAGCGAGGAGUACUGGAAACACUAUGUGCUGAAGAUCUCAGACGACAUCGGGAAUUUCGGGGAAGUCCGUCUCCCUAUUCUGGGAUGUCUGGCCGUGUCCUGGGUGGUGGUCUUCCUCUGUCUCAUCAGAGGAGUCAAGUCUUCAGGCAAGGUGGUGUAUUUCACAGCGACGUUCCCCUACGUGGUGCUGACCAUCCUGUUCAUCAGAGGCAUCACCCUGGAGGGAGCUGUCACCGGCAUCAAGUACUACCUAACCCCACAGUGGCAUAAGAUCCUUGACGCUAAGGUGUGGGGAGACGCUGCCUCUCAGAUCUUCUACUCUCUGGGCUGUGCAUGGGGAGGGCUCAUCACUAUGGCCUCCUACAACAAGUUCCACAACAACUGCUACAGGGACAGCAUCAUCAUCAGCAUCACCAACUGUGCGACCAGCGUGUAUGCAGGCUUCGUCAUCUUCUCCAUCCUGGGCUUCAUGGCCCACCACCUGAACGUGGAUGUAUCUGAGGUGGCCGACCACGGCCCCGGCCUGGCCUUCGUGGCCUACCCAGAAGCCCUCACUCUACUGCCCAUCUCCCCCCUCUGGUCCCUGCUCUUCUUCUUCAUGCUCAUCCUGCUGGGCCUUGGGACGCAGUUCUGCCUGCUGGAGACCCUGGUGACGGCCAUCGUGGAUGAGAUCGGUACUGACUGGAUCAUUAGGAACAAGACGGUGGUCACAGGAGGAGUGGCUAUAGUGGGCUUCCUGCUGGGGGUGCCGCUCACCACACAGGCUGGGAUCUACUGGCUACUGCUCAUGGAUAACUACGCUGCUAGUUUCUCUCUGGUUAUCAUCUCCUGCAUCAUGUGCAUCUGCAUCAUGUACGUCUAUGGACACAAGAAAUACUUCAAGGAUGUUGAGAUGAUGCUGGGUUUCCCCCCUCCCAUCUUCUUCCGGGUCUGCUGGAGAUUCGUGUCGCCCAUCAUCAUAUCUUUCAUCCUGAUCUUCACAGUGAUCCAGUACAAGCCCAUCACCUACAAUGACUACGUGUACCCCGGCUGGUCCCUAGCCAUCGGCUUCCUUAUGGCCAUGUCCUCCGUCACAUGUAUACCCGUCUAUGCUCUCUACAAGAUCUCUAAGUCUGAGGGAACAACAUUUUUGGAGCGGUUGAAGAAUUCAUGCAAGGCGGACAUAAAGUGGGGCCCGGCCCUGAGUGAGCACCGGAUAGGCCACUACGCCGCCCCAGGCUCAGAGGGAGAAGUGGAGGUGCGUCCCCUGAAAGAAGAGCUGAAGGAGAAGGAGGAUGAGAAGAGGGAUGAGAUCAGCCUCACCAUCCAGGGCAGCAACGGCUCCACAGCACACAACACUACCCCCAGCGCAUAG